Messenger RNA from Actinia tenebrosa (Australian red waratah sea anemone), 3356 nucleotides. RefSeq lists its product as uncharacterized. Lineage: Eukaryota; Metazoa; Cnidaria; Anthozoa; Actiniaria; Actiniidae. The record is from RefSeq and is a predicted model, not a curated record.
UUUGUAACCGGGUUUGUAAACAAGGAUAUUUUUUGCUUUUUAUGAAGAAUGUUCCAGCAAGAAAAUACUUCCAGAUGGAAAAGAAGUGAUGUCACCUCUUGUGAUUGCAACGAAAAGAGUUAUAGGCACGUCCACUGCCCUUGUACGAGUUGUAAUGGCCGUGCAACGGAUAGAGGUACUGAAAUGCGGCAUUGGAAAGAGGCAAAUUUAUUGGAUCUGGAUUCAUCUGAUAGCAAUAACCCUUGUUGUGAUUCGAUGGAAAGUGAUGAAACUGCGAGUGAUUAUAUGGAAGUUGACAGUCAGGAUCUAGUAGAAGAGUUGGCUUUUCAGGAACAAACAACUGCUUGUGAAAGGUGCAUUGGUUUCGUGAUAAGACACUAUGUUAAAAGAUGCUAUCUCACUGGAUGGAACAGGAGCACUGGCUAGGAAGAGAUGAAAGUUGGCCACUUAAAAAGGAAAUGUGGGAUGGCGAGAGAUGGCGGGAGCUGCAGUGGUUUUGGGACCCAAAUGAAACUUGGGUAAUUCCAUGCUGCUGCAAAUGCUGUGGUAUACCAAUAUCAGUAGAUCAUUUAAUCAAAUCAGAGGAUGGGCCAGUGGAGGGAAUAAAAGUUGUAGAAUGCCCAGAAUACUUGGAAACGUUUGAACAUUCUUUAAAAACUACAACUAGUUCUCCAUUCAAUAUUGCUUUGAUUGGACAUUGGGAUGGAUGGCAAGCAUUCAGUGGUUCAAGUUCAAGAAAUUGUGGCUCAAUGGAAGUAACAAUUGCUAACUUAACAAAAAAAGACAGAAACCAUACUGAUGAGGUAUAUGUUCUGGGAUUUGUGCCACUGACAUAUGUUCCAAAGUUACCUGAAACAUAUGAUCCUUUCCUUGAGCCAUUGAUGAAGGAUAUUUGCAAAGGUUUUAUUGAUGGCUUUAAGAUUGAUACUGGUUCACUCUAUGAUAUUGAAAUGCAAGAAGAUUUACAAUGUGUCCGUGUUUUAUUGCUUUGCUGGUCAGGAGACCACCCAGGACAAUGUGAGAUAGGCAAGCUAUUAAAUCAAGGCAAAUGUCCUUGUCGGAGGUGUCAAUUGAUUGGUCAACAUCUAUCACAAAAUGAAUCCAAUAAUCACAUGUAUUAUGGUGACAAUCGUUCACACUAUAGACAUCAGUGGGAGCCACGAAAGAUUUCUGAGAUGUUAACUGAUCUUUAUGAUGUCGAAGCUGAGACAAGGCAAAGUGUAAGAAAGCGAAUGUCAUCAUAUAAAGGUGUAACUGUAUUUGUAUCCACUUUAUGGUUUUGACAUACUCCAAGAUUUAACAUUUGAUGUAUUCCAUACUGUUUGUCUGAAUGUUGUGAAAAGCCAAACAGAAAGACUGUUAGAUUUAAAUCUAAUAGAUAAAGCACAUCUAAAUAAUGAAAUAAAGAAUUUCCCAUGGCCAAAAGAGUUAAAGAGAGGACGGCUUCCCGGGCAAGUUAAAAAUUACAAUGGAUCUUUGGGACAGUGGAAAGGAGAAGGACUUCAAAAGUUCUCUUUUCCAAUGGCAGAUUGUGUACUUGACAACAGUAUUGAAGAUCCUAAAGAGCAAGAAAUCCAACAUUUAGUGUCAAGGCUGACAGAGGCACUUCAAUACUGGACGAUAUGGCUGGACCGACACUAUGAUUGAUGAGCACAGAAAGUUGUCAUGGCACUUAAAUAUUUUGGUAGAAGAAAUCCAAGGACUUCAAAUGUGUACAAUAUCAAUGCACAACCUUCUCCAUAUCCAUGAAGACAUCAUAAGAUUUUCUGGCACUGAUAAUUAUUGGUGUGCUGUCUUCGAAAGAGCUGUCAAAGGCUAUAUAAAAAGAUCUAGCAAUUGUAAAGGGAUUGAGAAAACAUUUGCUUUUGCUGAGUCAAGAAGGGAAUUCCUUAAGCCUUAUACAGAAAAGAAAGAUGAGGUUGGGAAGAUUGACAAUAAAUUGGGCAUUGCCAGUUCUGUUGAUACUACUAAAGUGGCUAUUGACAUGAAAAUCACUCCAAGUACAUCCCUUCUUCUUGGUGCAAUAGGCAACAUUUCAUUUCUGGAAGAGGCUGAUAGAAGAAAAUUGGCAAAUAUUCUAUCAGUACCUUUACAUAAUGUAAGUGAAGUUGCUUAUAUAUCAAAAAAAUGCUUAAUGGCAGACAGGAGCUUUGAUGGUACUGUUUUCAAAUCAGGAGAGACAGCAGUGAUAACCAUUAAUCAGCUAGAGGUUGUAGUUAAACUGGACAUAUUUUUGUCAUUGAGAGUCAAAGGUGAUGAGUCAUAUCAACUGCUAGUUAAAGGACACAUCCAUCCUUACUGUACAGUUAAUGAAGAACAGGCAAAGCAUUUUUGGACUGGAUUUGUAAGUGUCAAGAACACACCUUUUGGAGAAGCAGCCUUUUGUAAUGUCAGUGCUAUCCAGAGAAAAGUUAUCCUCUAUGAAUGUGACAAAGAACGAUAUACUGUUGUAGACUAUGAGAGGCAAAAGCAACAGCUUCCUUUUGAGGUGGUUGUCCCUGUUUACCCAGAAAAAGGGGACAUGUUACUCAUUCAAGGAGAAGAUGCGGACGACAUCUGGUAUGGCCAUGCUUGCAACAUUGAUUACAAAAAAAAACUGUGGAUGUGUGUGUUUUUCUUUGUGGAACAUUCAAGAAAGAGAAACAUCUAUAUCAGAGAAACAUAUGGAAAUCGUGCACGGAAUGUAGUUCCAUGGACCUCCUUGAUUGGAGUUGCUAAUGGCACAUGGAAAAGCUCUUCAUUUGUACAGUGGCAAAAAGCUUUUGGAUUUUGGUUAAGAAACCAGUGCUGAAUCUACAGAAAGACCUGAGACCUAUAUCCCUUACACCAAAUGUGUCCAAGAAUGCUGAAGAAUUUGUGGUGGAAGAUUAUGUAAAGCCAGCGAUUCUGAAGGUGACUGAUGAUAGUCAAAAUGGUGCAAUUCCUAAUUCAUCUACAACUAUGGCAUUAAUCAUUGUGCUUCAUCAGUUGGUUACCGAUGAGAACAAUGGAACUGUUAGAACACUGUCAUUUGACUAUCGCAAGUCUUUUGACCUUGUCGAUCACAGUAUUUUAGUAAACUAGUUACGUAAGUUAAAUUUGCCACCUAGUAUAGUUAACUGGUUAAUUGAUUUCUUAUCUAAUCGUUUACAAAAUAAAAUUAGCUGGUUUCUCGGAGUGGGGUCAGUCCCCUCCGGUAUACCACAGGGUACGAAAUUGGGACCAUGGCUAUUUAUUUUGAUGAUUAGCGACCUUAAAAUCAGCUCACCAUACUUAUGGAAGUUUGUAGAUGAUACAGGCCCGUAGCUAGGAUUUUUGUUGGGGGGGUGCUAAUUUACAAAAAGUGGACCAACCAUAUACUUUAUUUUUUUAAAGUC